Molecule: messenger RNA, 684 nt
Organism: Sitophilus oryzae (rice weevil)
Lineage: Eukaryota; Metazoa; Arthropoda; Insecta; Coleoptera; Curculionidae
Product: jerky protein homolog-like
Exons: 1
Coding region: 1-684 (227 amino acids)
Cellular component (GO): nucleus
Molecular function (GO): DNA binding
Source: RefSeq, a predicted model, not a curated record
AUGGAACGAAACAAACGUAAAAAAAUUGUCGUUCCUAUUGAAGAAAAAUUAAAAGCCAUUAGGAGAAUUCAAGCAGGAGAGACAAUUAAGAUUGUUGAACGAGAUUAUGGAGUAGGUGAGGUAACAGUUGGGGAUGGGAACAGAAACCGCACUAAAGUAGAAGAAUGGUGUAUAAAACAAGCCUCUUCGUCUUCAAGAAGAAAAUCAAUAAAAAAAGGCGUCUAUGAAAAAGUUAACGAAGCUUUAUUCACGUGGUUUACUCAGCAAAGAUCAAAAGGUGUGCCUCUGUCAGGUCCCAUUUUGCAGCAGAAAGCAAUAAUGAUUAGUAAGCAAUUUCCAGAGACAGAUAGGUUUACCGGCAGUUCUGGAUGGCUUGGCCGCUGGAAAAAACGGGACGGUGUACGACAACUGACCAUAUGUGGAGAAAAACUUUCUGCUGAUGUGUCAUCAAUUGAAAAAUUUAAACAGGACUUUAAAAUGCUAAUCACAGAUUGUGGGUAUACAUGUGAUCCAAUUUAUAACUGUGACGAAAGUGGUUUGAAUUAUAAAAUGCUUCCAUCAAAAACAUUGGCAUCUGGACAGGAAAAAUCAGCUCCUGGGAACAAAAGAAGUAAGGAAAGAUUAACCAUAAUGGCAUGUUCCAAUGCAUCUGAAGAAAUGAAUAUUAGAAGAAGUGAAUAUUGA